Molecule: messenger RNA, 553 nt
Organism: Hypomesus transpacificus
Lineage: Eukaryota; Metazoa; Chordata; Actinopteri; Osmeriformes; Osmeridae
Gene: rpl32
Product: ribosomal protein L32
Exons: 4
Coding region: 104-511 (135 amino acids)
Biological process (GO): translation
Cellular component (GO): ribosome; cytosolic large ribosomal subunit
Molecular function (GO): structural constituent of ribosome
Source: RefSeq, a predicted model, not a curated record
UUCUCUAGCGCCCUACCCAUAGUUCUUUGCAACGAUUCCGGAAGCCCUUUUCUUCCUUUUCCGCUGAAGCUGAGUCUCUAUUCAGUUCACACCGGCGGUCACCAUGGCAGCCCUCAGACCUCUCACCAAGCCCAAGAUUGUUAAAAAGAGGACGAAGAAGUUCAUUCGCCAUCAGUCUGACCGAUAUGUCAAGAUUGCAAAAAGCUGGCGUAAACCUAGAGGUAUUGACAAUAGGGUCCGCAGGCGGUUCAAGGGUCAGAUGCUGAUGCCCAACAUCGGUUAUGGCAGCAACAAGAAGACAAAGCACAUGCUUCCCUCUGGCUUCAGGAAGUUCCUGGUGCACAACAUCAAGGAGCUUGAGGUCCUCAUGAUGAGCAACAAGACCCAUUGUGCAGAGAUCGCCCACAACGUCUCCUCAAAGAACAGGAAGCUGAUUGUGGAGAGGGCAGCCCAGCUUGCCAUCAAGAUCACCAACCCCAACGCCAGGCUCCGCAGCGAGGAGAACGAGUGAUCUAGCCAUUAUAUUGUCAAUAAAACAACUUAAAAAUUUGAA